GCCGCCGCCGCCGCCGGCUUCCUCCGCGAAGGCGAUCGCGAUCGCGAUGGACGAGGAGGAGGAGAUCUUGAAGGCGCUGGAACAGGAUAACAAGGAGAGCAAGAAGUUUGUUGACGGAUGGGAUGAGAGGAUGAUGGAGACUUAUAAGUUGAUGAAGCAGGUUAGGGAGCCGGGGGCGAGAGGAGAGUACUUGAAGGAUUCGGAGAAGGCGGAGAUGUAUAGGUUGUAUAAGGAGAAUCCGGAGGUGAACACCGUGGAGAAGCUGGCGAAGGAUUAUAGGGUCAUGAGGCAGAGGGUUCAUGCCAUUCUGUGGUUGAAGGAGAUGGAGGAGGAGGAGGAGAAGAGGAUCGGGAAGCCGCUGGAUGAUUCCGUUGAGAUCUUGCUCGAUAAUUUUCCGGAAUUCUUCAAUUCCCAUGACAGGGAAUUCCAUGUUGCAUCUCUCCCAUAUAAGCCUGACUUCAAAGUCAUGCCUGAGGGCUGGGAUGGCACCACAAGGGACCCUGAUGAGGUUCUCUAUGAGAUCUCAAUGAAGGAAGAUCAGAGAUUGUAUGAAGAGUUUGUUCAGCGCUUGAACUUCAACAAAAAGAAAGUAGCAGGGGAGGUAAAAUGCCACAAAUAUAGCCGGCGGCGGCCAAAGGAAGGAUGGAACUUCACAGUCGAGAAGCUGGGGCCCCGUGACAAACGUGGUGGCGGUGGUGGUGGUGGCUGGAAGUUUGUGAGCUUGCCUGAUGGAUCAAGCCGUUCGUUGAAUGAGAUGGAGAAGAUGUACGUUAAGAGGGAGACUCCCAAGCCCCGCAGAAGAAUCCUCCCUCCUUUCAAAUAAAACUCCGUAGUGGUCUUUCUUUCGAUAGAAAUCAAAGGUUCUGGUAAAAUUUUGCCUGGUGGUAGUUACUGCCUUCUCUAUAGAUCAUGGAAAUUUUUGGUUUGUAUCAGUUAUGCGAUGUUGUAUGGAGACGUUUGUUACCUUUUUGGUGCCACUUAGCUGUUGGAUAUGUGUGAAAACAGCAGCUGUUCAAUUAGUUUUGAUUGAUCAGGCAAUAAUUUCCAAAACGGCAUUUGUUCGUUUUUGGUUGAUAA
Messenger RNA from Asparagus officinalis (garden asparagus), 1077 nucleotides. RefSeq lists its product as uncharacterized. The record is from RefSeq and is a predicted model, not a curated record. Bases 47 to 823 code for a protein of 258 amino acids. The transcript has 3 exons. Lineage: Eukaryota; Viridiplantae; Streptophyta; Magnoliopsida; Asparagales; Asparagaceae.